Messenger RNA from Haplochromis burtoni (Burton's mouthbrooder), 639 nucleotides. RefSeq names its product gonadotropin-releasing hormone II receptor-like. Gene Ontology annotation, biological process: G protein-coupled receptor signaling pathway. Gene Ontology annotation, molecular function: peptide binding; gonadotropin-releasing hormone receptor activity. Lineage: Eukaryota; Metazoa; Chordata; Actinopteri; Cichliformes; Cichlidae. The record is from RefSeq and is marked provisional. Gene Ontology annotation, cellular component: membrane.
UUCUCUGGGUUCUGCUGUGCUGGAGUGCAGGAAGAACAUGAGGAGGAGAGGAGGAGAACAGAGGAGUCCGACCUGAGGCGGAGAAGCGAUCCAUAGCUGCUGAGCAGGAUGGCAGGUAACUGGUCCAUCCUGAGGUUGUCUUUACCCCCCACCAGUUCUACAGCCACUACCCUUCACAACACCUCCCAGUACCCUCCUCUACCAGACUGGGAGGCUCCCAGCUUCACCCGGGCUGCUCAGUUCCGAGUUGGAGCCACCUUUGUCCUCUUCUUGUUUGCUGCCUGCAGUAAUCUUGCCCUAUUGGUCAGUGUGUGGCGAGGGCAGCGUUUGGCAUCUCACCUGCGCCCAUUAAUGCUGAGCCUGGCAUCAGCCGACCUGAUGAUGACAUUUGUGGUGAUGCCUCUGGAUGCAGUGUGGAACAUGACAGUGCAGUGGUAUGGUGGUGAUGCGCUCUGCAAGCUGCUCUGCUUCCUGAAGCUGUUUGCCAUGCACGCCUCUGCCUUCAUCCUUGUUGUCAUCAGCCUAGAUCGCCAGCAUGCGAUUCUGCACCCACUGGAUGCUCUGAGUGCGCACAGCAGGAACCGACGCAUGUUGCUACUGGCUUGGACCCUCAGCAUUCUGCUUGCAUCACCACAGGUA